AUGCCACAACCACCUCCAAAUGCAUAUAAAGCAGGUACUCGAUUAACAGUAGGAUCACAUAAAGUUUCUAUUAUCAAAUAUAUCUCCGAAGGUGGAUUUGCUCAUGUAUAUACUUGCACAAUUGAUCCACCUUUUCAAGGAUCGACUGUUGCCUGUUUGAAAAGAGUAGUGGUACCAAGCAAGUGGCAGUUGAGUUUAUUGAGACAAGAAGUAGAUGCCAUGAGAAGAUUAAGAGGUAAUAAACACAUUGUAUCAUACAUUGAUUCUCAUGCUUCCCGUUUAGGUGAUUCCAAUACAUCAGGUACCAAUCAUAGUCAACAACAACAGUAUGAAGUAUUUUUAUUAAUGGAAUAUUGUGAGAAUAAUGGUUUGAUAGAUUUUAUGAACACUAGGUUGGUCAAUAAAUUGACUGAAAAGGAGAUUAUAGAUAUAAUGUAUCAGGUGACUAUAGGUGUGGCCAUGUGUCAUCAUUUACGUCCACCUUUGAUUCAUAGAGACAUUAAAAUUGAAAAUGUUUUAAUUGAUGGGAAAGGGGUUUUCAAACUAUGUGAUUUUGGCUCGUCGGUAAAUUAUUUACCACCACCAAGAAACCCUCAAGAACUACAAUUAAUGAAGGAUGAUUUAAUGCAACAUACAACUCCACAAUAUCGUGCACCGGAAAUGAUAGACUUGAGUAAAGGUUUCCCCAUAGAUGACAAACUGGAUAUUUGGGCGUUGGGGAUAUUCUUAUACAAAUUAUGUUAUUACACGACCCCCUUUGAACGACCUAAUCAAAGCUCGUUACAGGAGUUAGAACAUACAAUAUUGAACUGUUCAGAAACUUUGCGUUUUAGUGACCAACCGGGUCUGAUCUUUUCACCACGAUUGAAAAAUGCUAUUAAAGUUUGUCUUCGAGCAGAUCCCAGAAGAAGACCCAACGCCGUGCAAUUGUUGGGUGAGAUUGCGGCAAUGAAAGGUGAAAAGACCAUUCCUAAUGUGGUUCCAUACAGCGUAAUAGAACAACAGAGAACUAAACAAGCACUGGCUUUAGAAGAAGACACCAAAAAGGGCCAAGCAUCGUUUGUUGAGACAAAAAAAAUCACCUCUAAACCAAAGACAGAUCCGUUUGCAAAUAUUGAUAAAUCGAAAUUUUUAAACAAAUCAGGCUAUAAAUUAUCCCUGGUAACUGCGGAGUCAAGGACUGUGCCAGCAAGACCUUUGAGUGCAUUCUUUGACGACGGCAAUACACCAAGAAUAUAUUCUCAGGGAAAUAGAUCAACACCUUCGGUUCAAGAUUAUGUGAAAGAAGAGUUAGCUAAGGGAGAAAGUUAUGAAUUUAAUGAACCCGAUGGAACUUUAGAGUUUUUAAAAUCUAGAGAAGAAGAAAAACUAAAUCAAAGAAAUGACACCGGUGGAAGUUUCAAAGCAGCUUUCAAAAAUGGAUUGAGAAAAAUAAGUACUGGUGGAAAUAUAAGUGCCAAUAACACGGGUAGCUCGGUUAAAAGUAAUCGCAGAGCAAGUCUCAAGCGUAUUAUUACAGGAGGAAGCAAUCAUAAUAGAAAACAUUCUGAAGAGAAUACUAAAAAUGUGGAAGAUAGUAAUCCUGUUUCUUCUGCCCCUAAGAAACUAUCAAUUCAACAUAGGAUGCAACAACUUUUGAAUCAAAAUGAUCAUCAACGCGUACAAAAAUCAGCACAGGGAUAUGGGAAGUAUACAGACAUAAAGGCAUCUGAGGAUAUUGAUGAAAUAAAUAAACCAACACUUUCCAAACACUCUCAGAAGAAAUUGUCACCACCAGCUGUACCAGUGAACCUAUCGUCACAGAGAAAUAAAUCACAACAACUGCUGAGUACGACUAAAAAAUAUCCUAUCAAAGAUUCUAAACCUUUGAGUAAAGUGAGAAAUAACCCUCCCAAGGAUUCUGUAAAGACAAAACCUCCUCCGCCAAAACCUAAAAAACCAGUGUAUUUGAAGUCGCCAACUAAAUUAGAAAUUGCAGACCAAAGAAGAUUAAGCGAUGCUAGUGAGAUCUCGAUGCCUGAUUUGGAUGAUUUAGAGAAACAGUUUUCAAAGAGAUUUCCUAGUUAUGUGUAG
Candida albicans SC5314 is the source of this 2073-nucleotide messenger RNA. It is a transcript of the gene PRK1, whose product is annotated as serine/threonine protein kinase. Gene Ontology annotation, cellular component: cytoplasm. Gene Ontology annotation, molecular function: ATP binding; protein serine/threonine kinase activity. The transcript has a single exon. Gene Ontology annotation, biological process: peptidyl-threonine phosphorylation; protein autophosphorylation; actin cortical patch assembly. The coding region runs from base 1 to 2073 and encodes 690 amino acids. NCBI's taxonomy places the organism in Eukaryota, Fungi, Ascomycota, Pichiomycetes, Serinales, Debaryomycetaceae. The record is from RefSeq and is a predicted model, not a curated record.